This is a messenger RNA of Wyeomyia smithii (pitcher-plant mosquito), 687 nucleotides long. RefSeq lists its product as uncharacterized. The record is from RefSeq and is a predicted model, not a curated record. The transcript has a single exon. Bases 1 to 687 code for a protein of 228 amino acids. Lineage: Eukaryota; Metazoa; Arthropoda; Insecta; Diptera; Culicidae.
AUGCCUACACCAGAACUACUAAGAGCCGGCUUCAUCCAGGCAGAGUUUUUGCUAAAUUCCAGACCGCUUACUCAUAUACCGCUCGAAACGUUCGACGAUGAAGUUCUAACACCGUUUCACAUGUUGAUCGGACGAGCAGGAGAACAUGUAUCCCCAAUUGCACCAACAGUAGAUGGAUUUAAUAAAGAACAAUGGAAGCUAGCGCAACACUACGGACAACUCUUUUGGGAUCGUUGGAAAACAGAAUACCUCCCAACAUUAAUAAAAAGAAACAAAUGGACCGAGGAGAUCAUUCCACUUGAAGAAAACGAUAUCGUCAUCAUCACAGACGACAACGUACCAGCUGGAAGAUGGUUGAAGGGGCGUAUAAUAAAAACAUACCCCGAUAAAGAUGGACAAGUCACAAAGGCUGACAUACAAACGGAAAAGGGCAUUAUAAAAAGAGCAGCGACGAAAAUAGCGGUUCUCGACGUUACACAGAAGGAGAAACCAGAAGGCGCUCAACAUCUCACAUCAAAGAACAUGCCGGAGGAACACGUUAUGAUCAUACACAACGACGUUAGCAUCAAGGACAACGUAAUCAACAACAACCAAAGCAACGACUCCAACCCAAACAACGACAAGGUCAUCAAUACGAAACGUAAACUAGCGGACGAAAAUUUCUCUAACUGGGGAAAAAGAAAUUAA